AAUAUUUAGUAGCCACAAUAUUAUUUCCCAUCCACCGUUUUCCCAUCGUGCUUUUAUUCAUCCUCUGCGUCUGCGGUCCCAUUUUGUGUGUGAGAUUCUCUUCUCUUCCCAUUCGUUACUCUCACUUUCACCAUGCCUCUUUCUCUCAUUUCCCCUUCUUACCUUCACUUACCUAUAUUUUCUUCUUCUUCUCCCUCUUCACGCCUUAAUCCUCUUCCCUCGUUUUCCUUCCCUUCCCGAAUUUCCCACAAACCCCUUCACCUUCACCUUCAAAACUCUCUUCUUUUUCCCAAGAUUUGCUCUCAACUUCAACAAACCACAGUUAACAAGGACCUGUGGGAUAACUCGAUUCUGAAAAGUGACACCCCAGUCCUUGUUGAGUUCUAUGCAAACUGGUGUGGCCCGUGUAGGAUGGUACACCGAGUUAUUGAUGAGGUUGAAACAGAGUAUGCUGGAAGACUCAAGUGCUUUGUACUCAACACAGACGCUGAUAUGCAAAUUGCUGAAGAGUAUGAAAUUAAGGCAGUACCAGUGGUUUUAUUGUUUAAGAAUGGCAAGAAAUUUGACGUCAUAGUUGGCACCAUGCCAAAGGAGUUUUAUGUGUCUGCAAUUGAGAGGAUGCUCAAUUGAGAGAUAAACUUUUGUUGUCAAUGUCAUGUUGAAUUUUGGUUAAAAUUUCAGGUUAUCUUGUUCGGCUGCUCAACAUUAUUGAGUUCUUCGUGUAAAUACUUGAUUUACUUUCUCUUGCAAUAUCUAGUAAUGAAUGUUCCACCUUCUAUC
Molecule: messenger RNA, 780 nt
Organism: Lathyrus oleraceus (garden pea)
Lineage: Eukaryota; Viridiplantae; Streptophyta; Magnoliopsida; Fabales; Fabaceae
Product: thioredoxin M3, chloroplastic
Exons: 2
Coding region: 133-630 (165 amino acids)
Cellular component (GO): cytoplasm
Molecular function (GO): protein-disulfide reductase activity
Source: RefSeq, a predicted model, not a curated record